This is a messenger RNA of Labrus mixtus (cuckoo wrasse), 3187 nucleotides long. Its product is annotated as SH3 domain-binding protein 5-like. The transcript is spliced from 8 exons. Gene Ontology annotation, molecular function: protein kinase inhibitor activity. Gene Ontology annotation, biological process: negative regulation of protein tyrosine kinase activity; intracellular signal transduction. Gene Ontology annotation, cellular component: cytoplasm. The record is from RefSeq and is a predicted model, not a curated record. The coding region runs from base 944 to 2200 and encodes 418 amino acids. NCBI's taxonomy places the organism in Eukaryota, Metazoa, Chordata, Actinopteri, Labriformes, Labridae.
UUAUGGUCAUUAGUGCCUCUCCCUGCUGGGGUAAACACAUCCAGCCUUAGCUGAGCUGGAAAACACAAAUCUUAAAGAGACAUUAUGUCUUCAUCUCUGGUUAUGCUCUACAAAAAGUUGUAACCAAUUAAUCGUAUUUACUACACACACAGUUUUGUGGGUUUCAGGAAUUCGCCUAUAGCAACGAGGCCCUUGCAUAGUUACUGUUUACAUGGAAUGUCUUGAAAUGAUGUGGGAGCUGCUUCUAAAGGGAAUUUGGGAAAAAGUGAGCAAGCAACUGUCACUCCAAUUUAUCAGGUCUGUACUGUAUGUGUGUAAACUUGUUGCUACAAGAGGCAUAUGUGUGAUUUUACAAGUUGAAUAUGAAAUCUUAUUUGGAGCAAUUUUAAUCCCAAGGGCUGUCUUUGUUUACCCUACCUUCCUUUAAGAACACACCCAACAAUUUCAAAAAGGAAAAAGGCUGUAAAGUACAGGGAGGAUCAGCAGAAACAUGUAGGGUAGUUUUUUAUUUUUUUUUACCAUUGGAGUUACUGUUCAGCAAAAGUAAAAACAUUCCAGAGGAGGCCCUGUUUUUUCUUCUCCUCAAAGUAGGCCUCUUCAGUUUCUCUUAAGGACUUGUGUCCAACACCACAAACCAAGGCUGGAAUAUUUAUAACAACAUAGAGGAAGAGGGAAAGGAGAGGAUUGAUGCACUCAUGUCUUAAUGUUGGAAGGAUCAAUUGUGUUUAUGGGCUUAAUGCUCAAAUCUUCUACAUCCUGGUUAUUUCUAAUCUCUAUUGUUAGGACAUCAACUGUGUUUUCUGUGUGUUUGGAAAAGUGUGUUUCACAGUGCUUUGGCAGUUUUUUCUAGCAACCGUUUUAUCAAGUAGUGUUCACUGAUUAAAUAUACACUGAAAUAAUCAAGCAGAAGAAGAAGAAGAAGAAGAAGAAGAAGAAGAAGGUGAUGCAUAUUGAGGCAGACUGCCGCCAACGGUUUCGCGCAGUGCUGGUGGAAGCAACAGUGAAGCUGGACGAGCAGGUGAAGAGAAUUGGACGAGCUGUUGAUGACUCCAAGCCGUACUGGGAAGCCCGCAAAGUAGCAAGACAGGCCCAGGUUGAAGCCCAGAAGGCCACCCAGGAGUUCCAGCGGGCGGUGGAGAUAUUGCGAGCGGCAAAGGAGACCAUCGCCCUGGCCGAAGAGAGGCUGCUGGAGGAGGACAGUCGACAGUUUGACUCAGCCUGGCAGGAAAUGCUCAAUCAUGCAACACAGAGGGUGAUGGAGGCUGAACAGGCCAGAACACGCAGUGAAGCGGAGCACAGAAAAACAGCAGCCAAUCACAACUCCUGCAUCAGUCACAUGAGGCAGCUAGAGAAGAAACUAAAGCGCACAAUCAACAAAUCCAGGCCGUAUUUUGAACUGAAAGCAAAGUAUUAUCUACAGCUCGAGCAACUGAAACGCCAGGUGGAUGAGCGCCAAGCCAAACUUGUAGUUGCUAAGGCAGAGUACCGCUCAGCACUAAGCAACCUGGAGAGCAUCUCUGAAGAGAUCCAUGCCCAGAGGCGGUCCCUCGCCAUGGGAACCAGGGAGCAGGGCGUUGGCGCCGAGGGAGACGGGGGAAAUGAGGACAUUGCCAAUUUUAAGAUGGAGUCAGACGGUCUGUCAAUGGUGUCAGUAUCAAUUGACGAAGAGGGCAGUCACAGUAGCAGCUCAGAAGAGGAGACCGACACUCACUCCACCUCCUCUCCCAGAGCUGUGCCCUCCUCACCCUCCACAUCCUCCUCCCAUACAUCCAACUCAGCCUACGCCCCCCUGGACAUGCCCUGUCCUUACCCAUCCUCCUCGCUCUACAUCCCUGCCUCCUGCCUGUCCUCCCCUCCCUCCUCCUCCCCCGUCCUCUCCGCCUCUUGUCCUGAUAGCCUGGAGGUAGUGAACCCCUGUAGCCCUCAUGACCCCGACUCACUGUGCGGUUCUGGGCACACCUCACCUCUCCUAGGCCCCCGCAGCCAGUGCAGUGGAGCUUCCUCUCCAGACUGCGACCAGGAGAGAGGUGACAGAGCAGAGGGAGCUGAGGCGAAGCUUGAAGCUGGUUUGACAAAGCUAACCUUGACUGCAGCACAACCAGAAGGAGACGCCGGGGAAGAACAAGACCCCUCUUACGUGAACCCAGAAAUGUCCUCUUCCAGCCCUGCAACUACCAUACUGAUACUUAACAGUGUUUAAUGCACAUCUGUCAAACGUCAGACUCACACCGUGCGCUGCUUCGAGGCUUAAACUGACCUUUAGGCUGAAUAUCUGAAACGGACUGAAGACAUCAAGCUGCACACCGACCUGACAUUAUGUCUCCAUAUUGUCUAAACAUCACAUGAUGUCAUAUUAAGGUGCUACUUGUAAUGUACCAUCAUCGUCAUGAAAGACUAUGAACCCAUUAGUAUUGUAAACACAUCUGUGCAGAAGUUCUCUUUUUUUUUUGGCUGAAAAAAAAAAGUAAAUGUUGUGCCAUAAAGAUAUUUCUUUGUUGUUCAGCAGAAUAAGAUUUUGUUUAACUUGGCAUAUCGCAUAGUGAGACUGUUAAUCCUCUCAAAAAUGAUGUAGGUAGCCUACUGCUUCUGAUUUGUGACAAAGGAAAACAAAAAAGUAUUAAUUUGCUAUUGUUUGCACCAUUUAGAGAUGUUUGUAUUAAUGUGACCAGUAAGCCUCAUUUUUGGAGAUGAAUCUGAUGUGGAUCCAAAUUUGACAAAAGAAUACUCUGUCAGAUGUGGGACUAUAACUUGUUUUUUCAUCGAGCUCCUCCUUUAACUCCUACUUUUAAGUCUGAAAGAAAUGUAGCCGGUGGAGACUGUGGUUGUGGCUGUGGUUCUGGAGGAAUGGUUGUCGAGAAGGAAAUGGAGUGUAAGCCACGCUCUGAGCACUAAACUAAAGACGAUACUGUCUUCGGAUGGGGCCGAACAUUUCAGACAACAAUCGUCUUCCAUUUGGAUCUGUAAAUAAGUGAGUGAAUGUAUUUUUGCGUGUAGCCUACCAUCUGAUGUGGAGGUGAUUGUAGUGAUUGAGUGAAUGUUUUUUUUCUGUGUGUCUUUUUCUGUGUUAAAAAACUGAAACCCCCUGUAGUACAGAUAUUCUAUAUUUAUACUCCUGUAUUCUUGUAAAUGAACACUUUUUUUGGUUACUGUUGUUGUGUAACACAAAAUAAACAAUAAACAUGUGUCA